AUGAACUAUACGUUUCAAAUUGCGGUAGAGGCAGGGCGAUACGAGUGGGUACAGAUGCUGCUGACCGCGAUGGAAGAGCAACAUGAGACAUUUGACGCUGCCACUAUGCCCGCCAUGAUACAGGGCGCGAUGGAUCGGAAUGACCUGGCCAUGACUGAGCGACUAUUACAGCAUAGCAAGAUCUCAAAGAAAAGCUGGAUCAAUCUGGGGAAACAUGCCUUGAAUCUCCACAAUGAGCAACUUUUGCGGAUUAUUCUCGAUUGCAGUCAAAGCGAUCCAGCACCGGGGCAGGCUGAUCUUAACCAUAUUCUUCAUUAUGGGGCCAUCAUUGGCCAUGUCCCGUCUGUGGCGCUACUGUCAGAACGAGGAGCGGAUAUCAACAUGCUGGGGCUUGAUAUUGAGAAUCCGCGCGAUACUCCCCUUCAUACCGCUGCUCGGAGGAAUAAUAUAAAUGCUGUCGCCUGGAUGAUUAAUCACGGGGCCUAUAUCAAUACCCAGGGCUCCAAGGAGCAGACGGUGGCUACAGCGACUAUCGACAAAUCGCCACGCUUAACGCGAGAACCCUGUAGCGGACAUUGUGACGAUUUCUUGUACCCUCCUUCAUCCCAAGGGCUGCAACCGGGCUCACCGGGCUUCGGGGUGGACGCAAGGCAAUUUGACCGCUAUAUUAUGUCUCUGGCAUUCUCCACGUCUCCCGAGAUGAUAUCACUGCUAUUAGACCAAGUCGAUUUGGCACAAAUAGGCGAGGAGAUUCUGUUCCGCGUUUCAUUGUGGCGGGGAAACAGACUUUUACUUAAGGAACUGUUAGCCAGAGGGGUUUCCUUCGCGGCCAGGCGUGAAGAUAACAAUGUCCUGCACUGCAUUGUUGGUCAUACAUUUGACCCAUUUGACGACGGUCAAGUACAACAUAAUAUCGAUGCCGCAGAGUUUGUAAUUGAUGUCCGUCCGGAAGCACUCUCAGAGGCUGGUAAGGACGGAAACACACCGCUUCACUUGGCCUUCUAUAGCCAGCAGCCUUUUCUGGUGACUGCGUUGUUGAAACGGGGAGCCUCCCCUCAUAUCCAUAAUAAUCACGGUGUAACACCCCUCGGGUUGAUGCCGGAUUACUGGGGUGAUAGGUCUCAACAAAUGUUUGCGCCAUAUCUUUAA
Penicillium argentinense is the source of this 1149-nucleotide messenger RNA. Its product is annotated as ankyrin repeat-containing domain protein. The record is from RefSeq and is a predicted model, not a curated record. Gene Ontology annotation, molecular function: protein binding. The transcript has a single exon. NCBI's taxonomy places the organism in Eukaryota, Fungi, Ascomycota, Eurotiomycetes, Eurotiales, Aspergillaceae. The coding region runs from base 1 to 1149 and encodes 382 amino acids.